CGCGAGAGCAGCGCAAGCGGGCGGGCUCUGCCGCCGGGGCGGCGCGGCCAUGGAGCCGGGCCUGGAGGAGCUGAUGCCGCGGCUGCUGCCCGUGGGCGACUGUGACCUGGCCGAGGACUUCGAUCCCACCGUGCCUCCCAGGACGCCCCAGGAGUAUCUGAAGCGCGUCCAGAUUGAAGCAGCUCGAUGUCCUGACGUGGUCGUGGCAAAAAUAGAUCCCAGAAAAUUGAAAAAGAAGCCGACAGUAAACAUUUCAAUUUCUGGAUGUCAGCCUGCUCCUGAGGGAUACUCUCCAACACUCAAGUGGCAGCAGCAGCAAGUGGCCAAUUUCUCAGCUGUUCGUCAGAGCCUGAACAAGCACAGGAAUCACUGGCGGUCACAACAUUUGGACAGCAAUGUUACUAUGCCAAAAUCAGAGGAUGAAGAAGGCUGGAAGAAGUUCUGCCUCGGGGAAAGAGUAUACUCAGAAAUAGAUGCACUAUCUGAUAAUGAAAAUUUAGGAAUUGAUUACUUGAAGGUGGGCUUUCCCCCUUUGCUAAGUAUUGUAAGCAGGAUGAAUCAGGCAACAGUAACCAGUGUCUUAGAAUACCUGAUAAGCUGGUUUGGAGAGAAAAAAUUUACUCCAGAACUGGGUAGAUGGCUUUAUGCACUGUUGGCAUGCCUUGAAAAGCCUUUGCUUCCUGAAGCUCACUCCCUAAUUCGACAGCUGGCGAGACGAUGUUCAGAAGUCAGGGCACUGGAGGAGAGCAAGAAUGAAGAACAAAUAUCAGCUCUGAACUUGAUAAUCUGCUUAGUUAGUAGGUACUUUGAUCAACGUGACCUGGCUGAUGAGCCUUCCUAGGCUGUUUUGAGAACAUCCAGUAUUUUGCAUUGCCACAGCACAAACCGCCUUGUCAGAGUUAACAGCAAGACACGGCGCUGGUCAGACCUGAAGUAUUACACAAUCCCUUCAGAACACCCUCACACUAAUGCAUUUGGGACAGCUGUGAAUAGCUUCAGCUGAGUUUUAGCUGAGAUUGUCAGUGUCUCCAAUACCAUCAUCACCAUCAUUGUAAAGUGGUAACUGAGUGUUACACUGUAAAGUGUCCAGCAUCAUCUCUCAAGCUCCUGUCUUUGUAAACUACAUUCUUGGUUAGAAAUUUCUACAAUCUGAUUAAUCUAUGGACACUGCUAUUAUUAGGUGAAGUCUGAGGUUACAUUACAAAUUAUUAUUCUUUUUCUAACAGACUUAUUGAGGACUUUUUUAAUAAAACUAAAGGAUUUUAAAGACUGUUCUUAAACAUUGUGGGUUUUCUUACUCCAUAUUAUUUAAGGCAGCCUUCCAAAUCUAGAGUUAGGGCUGAAUGUGUUUUUUCAAGUUUUGGUGCCUGAGCUCUAGCACUGCUUAGCAGUUCAACUAUAGCCAGCAUGCUACUGAAACAAUUGUUUCAGUAAAA
Motacilla alba alba is the source of this 1436-nucleotide messenger RNA. RefSeq names its product gem nuclear organelle associated protein 2 (gene GEMIN2). NCBI's taxonomy places the organism in Eukaryota, Metazoa, Chordata, Aves, Passeriformes, Motacillidae. Gene Ontology annotation, biological process: spliceosomal snRNP assembly; spliceosomal complex assembly. Gene Ontology annotation, cellular component: SMN complex; spliceosomal complex; nucleus. Bases 50 to 841 code for a protein of 263 amino acids. The record is from RefSeq and is a predicted model, not a curated record. The transcript is spliced from 10 exons.